GAUCUAUAACUGACUUGAUGACUUCGACCACCUCCCCUUAACCAACUCUCGGUUUGCUGAACUGCAACCUCCUUUGUAGAAUGUCAUGGACUCACUAUACUCUUCGGAUAACUGCUAUUGCUGAAAGGAGACCUUUAACGAAAUUACGUAGCCACCAUGUGCAGGCACAUGUUGGCGUUCGCCCAAUAUCUUCUGCGGUACAUUUCUACCAGAACCGACAGUUAGAGCUCUAUGCGUCGAAGAAAGCUCAGAGACUGACUCUCAGGCAACUGGUUUUCUUCGGACGUUCGUUGGAUGAGGAGCGCAUGAUCAAGGGUGCAAAUUAUGUACGGACAGAACUCCCUGUUCGGAUCGCUCACAGAUUGAGGGACCUGCAAGCGCUCCCGUACGUGGUGGUCACCCAGGAAGGAGUUGCAAAGGUCUACGAGCUCUAUUGGUCUGCUUUCGAGAAAUUUCGUCGAUAUCCUCAAAUCAAUACUCUUGCAGAGAAUGAUGCAUUUUGUCAAUUCCUGAGGGGCCUCCUGAACGAACAUGCUGUUGUGAUCCCUAACCUUUCCUUAGGCCUCUCGCUUUCCUCCCCUUAUCUGGCUCCUGAAAGACUGGAUGCCUUUAUGCGUCGUAUGCUUGUAUCACGUAUUUCGAGACGCGUACUUGCCGAACACCACAUCGCCUUGUCGCAAGAUGCAAAAGAAAUACGGGAAGGCCGCCAUUUCUCCGAUGAUCAUGUUGGUAUCAUCCAAACAGGACUCAAUGUCAAGGAAUGUAUCGAUAGGUGUACAACAUAUCUCCGAUGUAGACCUCCAGACGUGGAUGGUGACGUGGCAGAAGGUGGGAGCGGAGCAGAUUGGUCUGAGGUUGUUAUCGACGGACACCUCGACACGAAGUUUGCCUAUAUACGAGAACAUCUUGAAUACAUAGUCUUCGAGUUAUUAAAGAACUCUUUCCGAGCAACAAGGCUAAAGCACCCAAACGUCUCGCAGUUACCACCCAUAGGCGCUACGAUUGUGUCCGGUAACAACCAUGUCACUAUACGUAUCUCUGACCAAGGUGGAGGCCUCAUGAUGCCGCAAAUCAAGUCACCAUCCGACCUCUUUUCAUUUUCUCAUCUUCGUAAUGCGACCAGACUGGAGGAUGCCCGUCUGGGAGCACUGCGGACCGUCAGCUCCCGGAAACAGGGAGUGAGGGCUACCGUUGACGAACAAAUUGACACCUGGCAACGCCCGUCUGAAGCAAGGCGGGCGGAGAAUGGCACAAAUCAGGGUGGUUCCCCAAGCCCCCUGCCUCGGAUUGGGAUUGGAUUACCAAUGAGUAAUAUUUUUGCCAAUUACUUCGGCGGAUCGCUGGAGCUGAUUAGCAUGGAUGGAUACGGCACCGACGUGUAUCUUCGGCUGCCAAGACUUGGUACUAACCUAGAAGGCAUUGAAGUAUAGGUACGGGGAUGAAGAGGAGCUGAAGGCUGGUGCGGAGUUGCUAUAUGUAUUACUGUAUUUGUAUAAUGAGUAUUUUACGACUGCUCUGCACAGGCGGAACUUUUGAUGGAACUUCUUUGAG
Messenger RNA from Somion occarium, 1551 nucleotides. NCBI's taxonomy places the organism in Eukaryota, Fungi, Basidiomycota, Agaricomycetes, Polyporales, Cerrenaceae. The record is from the annotation of a GenBank genome assembly.